Messenger RNA from Spirodela intermedia, 2813 nucleotides. Lineage: Eukaryota; Viridiplantae; Streptophyta; Magnoliopsida; Alismatales; Araceae. The record is from the annotation of a GenBank genome assembly.
AUGGCUUACAGGCCGGAGGACGACUACGAUUACCUGUUCAAGGUGGUGCUGAUCGGGGACUCCGGCGUCGGGAAGUCGAAUCUAUUGUCCCGGUUUACAAGGAACGAGUUCAGCCUCGAGACGAAGUCCACCAUUGGCGUCGAAUUCGCCACCCGCAGCGUCAACGUCGAUGGGAAGAUCAUUAAGGCGCAGAUUUGGGACACUGCCGGGCAGGAGAGGUCCGUCUCUCCUCUCCCUGAAUUCUAAUUCCGUCGUUCUACGUUGAUCAUGCAUUCCACGAAUCGCUCGCGAUUCAUAUGCACCCCCCCCUUUCUCCCGGUGGUUAUGAUCUGCUCUCAGUUGACGUCGGGUUUGUUCAUCUUUUCUGGUUUACGAUUCGGGAGAGGUGGUGUCCAGAUGAUACGUUCGAUCGUUUUUCCUUAUUGAAUAUGUUCCGUUUUUAUCCAUUCCAAUCAAUAUUUGAUACCGCAGCCUCGAUGAUCUUCUACGCUCGUCUGGAUGAUGUUACUCUGCUUUAGCCGCCCACAACUUCUCUACAGAUUCCCCCUGGAUCCAUUUUUGUGUUGAAACUCUGAAUGGAUGCUUGAUUUCUUGUCUUGAUUUACGUCUGAAACUGCAUUGAUGGCCAAUCUUCCGACUCCUAUCUGUCACAAUUUUCGUGGUGUUUUUUUCUGGAAUUCGAAAGGCCAGAUUGAUCUGAUCUUAUCCAAUAGAUUUCGCAGUUUAAAACUAUUAUGCAGGAGGCGCAUCUUUUCUUUCUUAUAGGCAGUCGCUGGGUGAUUCCCCCCCGUCUAUUCAUCCCACUUACAUAUGUCUAAAUCACGUAUCGUAUAUAUUUAAAAGAUUUCUUCCGAAUUCCAUGAAAAAAAUAUAAUUAGGUUUCUUUGUUGCGCCUUCAAAAUACGAGUUCAUCUCAUGUUUUUGAGGUCUCACAAUAGGUUUAUCAUAAAACCGCACCGACAUCUAUUCUCCGAUGUGGGAAUGUCGACAUGAGGAAAUUUAAGUUUUAAUGGUUUUAUGCAUAAUAUUUGAAAAUAAGAAACCUUUGAAGUAUAUACCAAUGUUGAAUGCUAAGUCGUAUGUUGGUGGCGUGUAGGCCUAGAUCACCCGGAUUAAAUCAGAAUAAAUGAAAAAGAUGCUUGUGAAGUGAAAAAUAAUUGAAAUUUUACGAGUUUGUGAUGGCGAGGAAUCUGAAUGGAACAUAGUGAAUCUUGAAGUCCGGUUGAAGAAUCCCAUUUAAUAUGACUAUUUCCUUCGUUACAUUUUUUAUUUAUUUUUGUGGUGUCAAUGCUGUACCCUGUUCUCUUGUCACCAGCCCUAACGAACGCGUAACACAAAAGGAGAAAGUUUGACAUCUACACAUCUUUAAUGUCAUCAUCAAUAUUUUCAUUCAUGUUCAUUCCACAAAUAAUGGAGUGAUGACUUGAGUGAGGAUAGCAUCCGGGCUCAUUUAUGGCACGCGUUAAGCUAAUUCCAUGCUUCACUAGAUUCCUGCCCUGUUCUGCCCUGUUCUGAUGCAGAACUACCUAGUUCAACCAUUUAAUGUCGACCCGAUAUCGUCCUUGAUAUUUUUGAAGCUUGCUGAUCAUGCUAUGAUGUACUCCUUGACGUCCGUAUUGUGGAAACAGCCAAGAUAAUGACUCAAUGCAUGGAGGGAUAUUACAUCACUUUUAGAUCUAAGAUUAACAUAAGAAUCCGUUAUCAGGCCGAGGUGGUGUUCUUAUAUUUUCCAUACCCAAUCCUGGUUUUAUCUAUCUCCAGAAAUGCUUCCUGAGGAAUCCGUUACACACGUCCGGGACCUAAAACCCUCUUAUAAACCAUUCCACUUAUUUGGUAAUAUCUUGGUAUUCAGUAAGCCCUGCCUGACAACCUGGAAACUCUCUCUCUCUCUCUCUCUCUCUCCCUCCUCACUGACAAAUAGCUCCAGUUUUAUUUCUUCAUUUCCCCAAGGAGUUUAUUGUCAUUUGCAACGAAGAGUAUGCCUGUCAUUUACUGCACCGUGGUGAACAAUCAUCGGAGAAGGGUUCACUUUUCCUCUUUUUUUUUCCUUUCUAUGGCCAAUUGUUAUGGAAAAGAACGCGCCAAUGGUGUGGAAAGUAAGCAUAAUAGGUUAUCUGCAUCUUUUUAAAUAUUAGUGUAGAUUUUAUACAUGUUCACAAUGUCCUGACAGCAGAUUCUGCUAGCCCAGGCCGACUCCUCCCCUGCAGCUCCUUCCAUCUUUGAUAUGAUCGAUUUUUGUUCACAGUCCUUGUUUUCUUACCACAUAAUCAUUCAACCUGGAAACGAACUCUGACCAUUCGACUUCAUCUUAUAGUGACGGUAAGGCAUGUGUUCAUGGCUUAGGGUUCUAACCGAUACCAUGCCGCCUUCCUUCUCGCAGAUACCGCGCCAUUACGAGCGCCUACUACCGGGGCGCGGUGGGCGCAUUGGUGGUCUACGACGUGAGCCGCCACGUUACCUUUGAGAACGUGGAGAGAUGGCUGAGGGAGCUCAGAGACCACACCGAGUCCAACAUCGUGGUCAUGCUCGUGGGGAACAAGUCGGACCUUCGCCACCUGCGGGCUGUCUCCGUGGAGGAAGCCAAGUCCUUCGCCGAGCGGGAGCGAACCUUCUUCAUGGAAACUUCCGCUCUCGAGGCCCUGAACGUUGAGGCUUCCUUCACGGAGGUGCUUUCUCAGGUGUACCGCGUGGUCAGCAAGAAGACCCUCGACGUGGGGGACGACCCCAUGACGGUGCCCAAGGGGCAGACCAUCAACCUGGACUCUCUGGAUGAGGUGCCCCCUGUGAAGAAAGGCGGGUGCUGCUCGAGUUAG